CAUUUCUAUUCACAGAGCGGAAACGGUGCUUUUGUAACGCUGCUUGUGGGGUUGGUCGAUAGGAUUUCUGGCAGCUUUUUUUUUAUUAUUUGUAUCAGGCGGGUUACAAGGCAGCCCAGGUCGGGGGGGUCCUUGGUUCCAGGAGGUGCCGCAAUAUGGCCGCCUCCUUGAGACUUGGCUGUCAGGGGUUUAUUAGGUCAUUUGUCGGGGGGCUCCGGAGUCGUAACGGAGAAUGCAGAGUGAGGGCCCUACACACAGCCGGGAUCCUCAGGGGGGUGCCCGGCGUCCAGGUCUUCAUGCCUGCCCUAUCCCCCACCAUGGAGGAGGGAAACAUCGUUAAGUGGAUGAAAAAAGAAGGUGAGACGGUCAGUGCGGGAGAUGCCCUGUGUGAAAUCGAAACGGACAAAGCCGUGGUUACCAUGGAAUCCAAUGACGAUGGCGUACUGGCAAAAAUUCUGGUGGAGGAGGGCAGCAGGAACGUGCGCCUUGGCUCCUUGAUCGCCCUACUGGUGGAAGAAGGGCAAGACUGGAAGCAAGUGGAUAUUCCCAGUGUCAAAGUCUCUCCAACAGCAGCCGCUGCAGCCACACAAAGUGCUGAUGUUCCAGCGCCCCAGCCUGUGGCCCCAGCGGCAAAGCUCGGGCUGCGUAUGAGUCCCGCUGCCCGGCACAUCAUUGGCACCCAUGGGCUAGACUCCAGUUCCAUCACCCCUUCUGGGCCUCGAGGAAUCCUCACAAAAGAGGAUGCUCUGAAAUUCCUGGCACAGAAGAAGGUAUCCGGGGAGAAGCCCAUAGCAGCCGCCCCGAGCCCACCCCCAGAGAAGCUUCCAGCAUCCCCACCUGCAGCGGCUCCAGCGCCUGUCUCAGGCCGUCCAUUCUUUCCCCCCAUGUCCAUCCCUGGAAAGCCCCAUACAGAGGGCAUGUUUUCUGAAAUACCAGCCAGCAACAUCCGAAAAGUGAUAGCCAAGAGGCUAAUGGAAUCCAAAUCCAGCAUCCCUCACGCCUAUGCCACGACCGACUGCGACAUGGGAGCCGUGAUGCGACUGAGGAAGGAGCUGGCCAAAGAUAAUAUCAAGGUGUCGGUGAAUGACUUUAUCAUCAAGGCCACCGCCGCAGCACUUAAGCAAAUGCCUGAGGUCAACGUGACCUGGAACGGAGAGGGAGCCGCGCCACUGGAAACCAUAGACAUCUCCAUCGCUGUGGCCACCGACCGUGGGCUCAUCACACCUAUCAUCAAACAGGCAGCCAGCAAGGGGAUCCAGGAAAUCGCUGCUACUGCAAAGGUCCUGGCACAGAAAGCACGAGAUGGAAAACUUUUACCCGAAGAAUAUCAAGGAGGGUCAUUCAGCAUUUCCAAUCUGGGCAUGUUUGGCAUCACCGGGUUCAGUGCAGUGAUCAACCCCCCGCAGUCCUGCAUCCUGGCGGUGGGAAGAUCCCGGGUCGAGCUGGACCUGGCCGAGGGCGAGGAAGGAAACCCGCAGCUCUGCCAGAAGCAUGUCAUGAACGUCACCCUGUCCAGCGACGGGCGGCUGGUAGAUGACGAGCUCGCCUCUAAGUUCCUAGAUUGCUUCCGGAAGAACCUGGAGAAUCCCCUCCAUUGCGCCCUGCUGUGACUGAGUGAGCCUUUAUAUUAAAGGGACAGUGCUACUGAAAUACACAAUGCUCUUAAAUUGGUACCUUCACUAGUAUGUGAAAGAUGCCCUCACUUUUCCCGACUCAAAAGUGUGCCAAUACCUAACAGGAAGUGAGGGGUGCCAUAGAAAAUGGUUUCCCCCCUGCUUUUAUAAUACAAAAUAUAUGCACCUUGACCAAUCUAUUGGCCAGAGAUUUAGGGUUGAACUGUAUAGCAGUGAGUUAUAGAACAGUAUCCCCCCACAUCCGACUGAACAAAUAACACUCACUGGGUCAAUAAAAACAGAUUAAUUUAUUAGAACCCAA
Molecule: messenger RNA, 1935 nt
Organism: Xenopus tropicalis (tropical clawed frog)
Lineage: Eukaryota; Metazoa; Chordata; Amphibia; Anura; Pipidae
Gene: pdhx
Product: pyruvate dehydrogenase complex component X
Exons: 11
Coding region: 156-1610 (484 amino acids)
Biological process (GO): pyruvate decarboxylation to acetyl-CoA; aerobic respiration
Cellular component (GO): mitochondrial matrix; pyruvate dehydrogenase complex
Molecular function (GO): acyltransferase activity; dihydrolipoyllysine-residue acetyltransferase activity
Source: RefSeq, a predicted model, not a curated record